UUCAACUACAAGCAUCUUCCAUGCCACGAACAACGCGAAGCUCUGCAGCUGCUGCUGCCGCGCCUACUCCCUCCGCUACUCCACAAAUUUUUGUUGGGUCUACCCUCACUCUCACCACUUUAGCCUCGAAAGACCCCCUUGCGAAGGAGGUGCAAAAAGUGUUCAAGGACGGUGGGGGCAAGGUGGUCACGACCGUCUCUCAAAAACUCACUCACUUAGUGGCGGUACCGGAAGACUUUACUGUUGCCAAAGUACCAGCAAAAGUACGCGAUGCGCGACACCGCUCCGACGUUGCCAUUGUUUCCUUGCAGUUUGUGCUGGACUCAGCAGCCGAAGGCAAACUAGUGGACCCCGCUUCUUACAGUGUUGUUAAAGUGGACCAGAGCAAUGGAAACGUGAAUGGAAAGAGUGAUGAUAAGAAGGAUGCCGAUGAUAUUGAUUCGACCUUGCCGGAUGUGGCCAACGGAGAGAAAAAGAGCAAAAAGAGGAAGAAAGCCGAGGUGAACGAGGACGAGGACGAGACCGCCGAGCCUCCCCAAGAGGUCAAGAUAGUCAAAGCUAUCAAAAAGGGCAGAGCGGCAGUGGACCAUUUGUGUCCGGUGGCGAGUAAGUGCCAUGUUUAUGAAGAUGGGACUGAUGUAUAUGAUGCAUUGCUCAAUCAAACCGAAAUCAAGGCCAACAACAAUAAAUUCUACAUCAUUCAAGUGUUGGAGGAAGAUGCUGGGCGAAAUUACUACUUGUGGACCAGAUGGGGAAGAGUUGGUCAAAACGGAAUGAACAAGCUUGAAGCGCUUUCCAAAGAACAAUCCAUCAGAGGGUUUCACAAGAAGUUUUAUGACAAGAGCCGGAAUAGUUGGUCAGACCGCGCCAACUUCAAUAAGAUUCCUGGGAAGUAUUUCCUGUUGGAGCGAGACUUUGGCGAUGAUGAAGAGGAAGUGAAUGAGAAAGUCGAGGAAGGGACCAAAGAAGAACGCAUCAUCCCUGACUCCAAGCUUCCACCGGCAGUGCAGGAUCUCAUUAAACUUAUCUUCAAUGUCGAUAUGAUGACACAGUCCAUGGUAGAAAUUGGAUAUGACGCCAAGAAGAUGCCCCUAGGCAAACUCAGCAAAGGGAACAUUGAAAAGGGUUACGCGGUUUUGGCUAAAAUAUCUGACGAGCUCACGAAGCCGGGACCAGAUCGAAACAUUUUGUCCGAUUACAGUUCUCAAUUCUACACUAUCAUUCCUCACGAGUUUGGCAUGUCACGUCCUCCGAUCAUCGACAGUCCCCAAUUACUAAAGCGGAAGCUCGAGAUGGUGGAAGCUCUUGGUGACAUUGAGAUUGCUACCUCAAUCCUUUCCGCUACCAACAAGAUCUUGGACCAAAACCCGGUGGAUCUUCACUAUAGCACACUUAAAACAGAUUUGGUUCCCGUGGAUGCCAAAAGCGAUAAUUACCAAUUGGUCAAAAAGUACCUGGAGAACACGCACGCUCCCACUCACAGAGGUUAUGAAUUGGAGAUUGAAGAUCUCUUUGAGGUCAGUCGACAUGGGGAGGAUGAUCGCUUCAAGAAAUUACCCAAUAGGCAGCUGUUAUGGCACGGGAGCCGACUGACCAACUUCGUUGGAAUUCUCAGUCAAGGGCUUCGAAUCGCUCCACCAGAGGCACCUGUUACCGGUUACAUGUUUGGCAAGGGUAUAUAUUUCGCAGAUAUGGUUUCCAAGUCAGCCAAUUAUUGCUGCACCUCUCGACGUGCACCUACCGGAAUUCUCCUUCUGUGCGAGGUGGCUCUUGGCGAGCAACUGCGCUUGAAGCAGGCCGAUUAUGAUGCAGGAGCGAGGUGCAAGCAGGAAAAUUGCCAGUCAACUCAUGGUCUUGGCGAGACCAUGCCUGAUCCGGCCGGUGCUGUGAAACUGCCAAAGGAUAAGGACGUGACGGUCCCUUGCGGUCAAAGUACUACUAGCGGUGUAUCUGACGCUGCACUGCUUUACAAUGAGUUCAUCGUGUAUGAUGUCGCGCAAGUUCGAAUCCGUUAUUUGCUGAAAUGCAAUUUCCGCCAUAAAUACUAGGUGGUAUUAUCCUAAAACAUCACUGUACACAUUGUUAGAGUACACAAACAAGCGGAUAUGUUUACGUUCGUUGUUAUAGCAACUGUCAGCGGCACAGCACCAAGGCUACAAUGCUUCUUGUUGGAUCCAG
Messenger RNA from Spizellomyces punctatus DAOM BR117, 2178 nucleotides. RefSeq lists its product as uncharacterized. The transcript has 7 exons. The record is from RefSeq and is a predicted model, not a curated record. NCBI's taxonomy places the organism in Eukaryota, Fungi, Chytridiomycota, Chytridiomycetes, Spizellomycetales, Spizellomycetaceae. Gene Ontology annotation, molecular function: NAD+ poly-ADP-ribosyltransferase activity. Bases 21 to 2048 code for a protein of 675 amino acids.